AAUGAUUUAUUUCCCUAGUUUAUAUUAUAAAAAAUGAAUAAUAAAUAUUUUAAUUUCUGAUUUUAUGAGAGCUAAUAUUUUUAAUAUUUGAAAGUAGACUAUGAAACAACAGUAGCUGAAGUAUCUAAGAUACUGUCGACAUGAGAAAUAGUUGGUAGAAGUUAUCUAUAACCAUCGUGUAGUCGUCUGCAGAAAAUUUCAUUUGGCGGAAAUUUUAAAUGGAAAUAAAUAAAUAAACAUAUUUAUAGCAUGCCAAUCAUUUUUCUUUUUUUAAAUAUAUAUUUUUAAAGUCAUUGAAAUACAUGGCUUCAAAGCUGAAUGCACAAGGUAGUCAGGAUAACUGCGAAUAUGUAUUGGAAGCUUCUAUUGACAACACUAGAAAUUUAUCGCAGUUACUCAAAGCUAUUCAUUUUAGAGAAGUAGCUAUUAUCUGUGCUACAUCUGAUGGACUUAAAGUAACUGUAGAAGAUACAAAAUCAGUUCAAGGAAAUGCAUAUAUUCAGUCAUCACUGUUUCAUGAUUAUAUCAUCAAAGAGCAAACUGUAAUCUUCAAAAUAAAUCUCAGUGUUUUACUGGAAUGUCUCAAUAUUUUUGGUAGCAAGAGUAACCCAAGCUCAGUGACUACAGUUAAGCUUUGCUAUGCAGGUUAUGGAUCACCUUUAGUUCUGCUAUUAGAAGAAAAUGGUGUACUGACUGACUGCAAGUUACAAACCUUAGAACCUGAUGACAUCCUUGACUUUGAAUUUACUCCUUCUAAAGUUGUCAAUAAGAUAAUUAUGCAAUCUGAGAUUUUAAAAGAAGCAUGGGGAGAUUUAGAUAUGAACAGUGAAGUACUUGAAAUUCUGAUGUCACCAAAUGAACCAUAUUUUCAACUUGCUACAAAAGGGACUCUUGCAACAAUUUAUAUAAAUCUCUCAAAAGAUUCUGACAUGAUUGAAUUGUUUGAUUGUAAUUCUACUGUAAAAAAUAGAUAUCAAAUUUUCCUUAUAAAACCAUCUUUACGAGCAUUAAUCCAGUCUUCAAAAGUCUCAAUUCGAACAGAUGACAGAGGUUUCCUUUGUAUGCAGUAUAUGAUUAAAAUAGAAGGAUCACAAUGUUGUUUUGUUGAGUAUUUGUGUUCUCCGAAUAUCUCUGAUGAUAAUGAAUGAUGUAGCAAGAAACUUUGUCAAAACAGUGUUGUAAUAUCUGAUAAACUGCAUGUCCAACCACUGACUAGAGAUUUGAUAUUGAUUUCUCUACACACUGAAGAUAUCUGUUGGUAAAAAGUUUGCUUUUCAAAAAUGUAUUUGAAAGUGCUCUUGAAAAGACAAUUAUUACAGAUGCUUCUAUUCAAUACAAAAAUUAAUUUUAGUGCAAAUAUUUUUGUACAGCAUAAAUUAUUAUUCUUUGUAUAUAUGUAUAGAUUUUAUUCAUAUAUAAUGCACAUAUUUUUCACAUCUGAAUGUAAUAAUUA
Molecule: messenger RNA, 1453 nt
Organism: Stegodyphus dumicola
Lineage: Eukaryota; Metazoa; Arthropoda; Arachnida; Araneae; Eresidae
Gene: Rad1
Product: Radiation insensitive 1
Biological process (GO): DNA damage checkpoint signaling; DNA repair
Cellular component (GO): nucleus; checkpoint clamp complex
Source: RefSeq, a predicted model, not a curated record